AUGUUUGAUAAUAUCACAGGAACGACACCAUAUUGUAAAUAUAAAGAAGGUGACCAAUGUUAUUACUCAGAUGAGCAUCUUCUUGAACAGAUAUAUGCAUUUUUAAAACCACAUACCCACGAGUGGAUCUAUUGCGUUAUUUUCAUUCUCGUUUUUAUCUUUGGAGUAACUGGAAAUUCUCUGGUUUGUUUUGCUGUAUGGAGAAAUGUUCAUCUUCGGACAACGACUAAUUUAUUUCUUGUGAAUUUGGCUGUGGCGGAUUUACUUGUGUUAAUUCUGUGCUUACCACCAACCUUUGCUCAAACGUUUUGGGAAACGUGGUUUCUUGGAGAUGUUAUGUGUAAAAUAGUUGAAUUUUAUCAGAGUGUUUCAGUCAUUGUUUCGGUCUUUACCUUAACAGCUAUCUCAGUAGAAAGGUGGUUCGCUAUCUGCAGACCAAUGUCAUUUAAAGAAAAGAGGAAGCACGUCAUUAUUACAAUAGGUGUGAUCUGGUUAGUGGGGCAUCUGGCAUCACUUCCUCGUUUGAUAAUAUUUACUGCUACUCCAGAUCAGAUGAUUCCUGUUAAUCUUACUGUAUUAUUGACAUCAUGUACACCAGAGGGAUAUCCUCGGGUGGCGUAUAUCAAUGAAUUAGUGUGCUUGGUUCUCUUUUAUUUAUUACCAAUUAUCGUCAUGGGAUAUACAUAUCUAUCUAUUGCUAUUUGUUUGUGGUCCAGUAACAUUUGUUCUUCAUUAAAACCUCACAGACAAAAUAAAAUCAGUAUGGACAAUUUGAAAUUAAUUAACUCAUCUAUCAUGAGUCUACAUGAUAAAGUUACUUCCCAGCUCAAAGCCAGAAGACGAGUGGCUAAGAUGUUAAUAGUUGUUGUUAUUGUAUUCAUACUUUGUUUUCUCCCAGUGUACAUUUGGAAUAUUUUAAGACAUCCAAUUGUUCACCAAACAUCUAAAACAUCUUCAGCUAUUGGUUAUACAGUUCAUCUUCUUAUUUAUAUCAAUAGUUCCAUUAAUCCAGUUAUAUAUAACUUUAUGAGCGGUAAGUUUUAA
This is a messenger RNA of Lottia gigantea (owl limpet), 1044 nucleotides long. RefSeq lists its product as hypothetical. NCBI's taxonomy places the organism in Eukaryota, Metazoa, Mollusca, Gastropoda, Lottiidae. The coding region runs from base 1 to 1044 and encodes 347 amino acids. Gene Ontology annotation, biological process: G protein-coupled receptor signaling pathway. The record is from RefSeq and is a predicted model, not a curated record. Gene Ontology annotation, molecular function: neuropeptide Y receptor activity. Gene Ontology annotation, cellular component: membrane. The transcript is spliced from 5 exons.